Molecule: messenger RNA, 612 nt
Organism: Ostertagia ostertagi
Lineage: Eukaryota; Metazoa; Nematoda; Chromadorea; Rhabditida; Trichostrongylidae
Source: the annotation of a GenBank genome assembly
AUGUUGAGAAGACGAGCAGAUGCGGAAAGAAGUCCUGACUAUUCCGGUGUAAUCAACAAAUUCGAGAAGCUAAUUCACUCUUCUGAUACACCUCGUCAUCUUAGCAGUUAUUACUCCGUCAAAUUGGCAAGGUUCCAUUUGAAAACCCGGAAUGAUCGUCGACUGGCUGAAAAGAUCAUACGAAGAGCUUUAGAAAGAGAUCGAGAUAAUAUUCAACUUCUGUUGCAACUCAUCGACCUUGCAUUCACAAACCCGGAAUUCUCGCAGACAGCCGUGAUCGAGGCAUUCGACUUCGCAAUAAAAUCAAACAUUUCCGAUGCUGACAAAUUGCAGUUCAGUCAGAGGAAGUUGGACUUCCUCGAAGAUCUCUCUUACGAUAUCGAUGUAUUACAAGAGCAUCAAGACGCUCAUGUUGCCUUAUUGGCUGAGAUGGAAAAUCCACCAACCACAACACGAAAGCGAAGGUAUAACGGCAGAGACGAGUCAAGAUAUUUCAAUGACAGAGAUCGCGAUGUGCCUUCUCGAAGAAGCCGAUAUUCGGAUCAUCGCGAUUCCUACCGUGACAGUCACCGCGGAAUGCGCGACGGUACCGGGUACUAUGUGUCAUCAAGC